Messenger RNA from Nelumbo nucifera (sacred lotus), 1550 nucleotides. RefSeq names its product syntaxin-22-like. Gene Ontology annotation, cellular component: SNARE complex; membrane; endomembrane system. The record is from RefSeq and is a predicted model, not a curated record. Gene Ontology annotation, biological process: vesicle-mediated transport; intracellular protein transport; vesicle fusion. NCBI's taxonomy places the organism in Eukaryota, Viridiplantae, Streptophyta, Magnoliopsida, Proteales, Nelumbonaceae. Gene Ontology annotation, molecular function: SNARE binding; SNAP receptor activity.
GGGCAUGGAAAUUUCCAUCCACUUUCUUUCAAGAAUCCUUCAAAUUCCUUGUGUCCUUUUCUAGCUUUGUUAAACAAACAACACCGAAGCGACGGUAGGGAACGACAAGUAAGCAAUCAUAGUUCAUCUAUUUACCAUUACCAUCCCCAAAAAUUACAAUAUUACCAUUUUGUUCAAUGUCUAGAAAUUUUUCUCCGCCCUUCAAAUUCUCUGUCUGGUAGUUUGGUUUGCUUUCCUUCUCUUCUGAAUUCGUUCCUCAAUUUGCGUUGUCGUCAUCGAAUUGGCGCUCCAAAUCGGAUCAAUCCAAGAUCAGUGCUUUAUUCUUUUCGAUCUUUGUGAAUUUCGGGCUUCUAGGGUUUUCAGAAAGAUAUCGCUUUAAUCUUUCUGAGAAUUCUAGGGGAGGAAAAUGAGCUUCCAGGAUCUCGAAUCUGGUCGGCCUUUGCCUUCGAGGCGAGAGUUCAUCAAUGGAAAACAAGAUUCUACGCAGGCCGUUGCUUCGGGUGUGUUUCAGAUUAAUACUGCCGUUUCGACGUUUCAGCGUCUCGUUAAUACCCUCGGAACUCCCAAGGAUACGCCAGAGCUCCGGGAAAAGCUGCACAAGACAAGACUACAUAUUGGACAACUGGUAAAGGACACUUCGGCAAAGCUUAAACAAGCUAGUGAAACAGAUCAGCAUAGUGAAGUUAGUGCCAGCAAGAAGAUUGCUGAUGCUAAGCUUGCAAAAGAUUUCCAGGCAGUUCUUAAAGAGUUUCAGAAGGCUCAACGGCUUGCAGCUGAGAGAGAAACAGCAUAUACUCCUUUUAUUCCCCAAGCAGUCCUUCCUUCCAGCUAUACUGCAAGCGAGCUUGACAUAAGUUCAGGCAAGAGCCCUGAAGAGCGUGCUCUUCUUGUGGAAUCUAGAAGACAGGAGGUCCUGCUACUGGAUAAUGAAAUUGUUUUUAAUGAAGCCAUCAUUGAGGAGAGGGAGCAAGGGAUCCAAGAAAUCCAACAACAAAUUGGUGAGGUCAAUGAGAUUUUCAAAGAUCUAGCAGUGCUUGUCCAUGAUCAAGGAGCAAUGAUUGAUGAAAUUGACUCUAAUAUCGAGAAUUCCCAUGCUGCAACUGCACAGGCAAAAGCACAACUUGCAAAAGCAUCCAAGACCCAAAGAKCAAAUUCAUCUCUGACCUGCCUGCUGUUGGUGAUCUUUGGGAUUAUUCUGCUCAUUGUGAUUAUAGUCCUUGCAGCUUGAUCAGCCAAAUUUUUGUCUCAAUGCUUGUUAUAUGAUCAUGUCGUUCCAGAGAUCCUGUCUGGCUGCAGUUCAUCUCAUGUUUCUUAUCAAUUCCAAGCUGCAUGGUGUAUGAUGUGGGCCAGUGGUUUGUGUAUAAACUUCUGUUUCUUUUGUUUUAGGGUGUGAUUGUCUUUUAUUUUUUUUCCUCCGUUGCCUGUGUUAGCAAGUCGUUGCUUUGAGUUUUUUUUUUUUUCAAAGGGGGGGAGGGGUGGUGUUAGAACAUAUUGUGUAAUAAUCCAUCUAUUAUCAGUUAAUUUAAUAUUCUUUGCUUUUUGUUCGCAUU